AUGGAGAGACGAGAUAUGGAUGAUGGAGGAGUGGUAGAAGCAGAGGUUUUGAUUCCAAACUCUGAUUCAUCUGUUAAUGUCCAAUCUUCUGUUUCUAUGGAUUCGUUUUUUGAUGAAUUGUUGAAAAAUGCCCAAACUUCAUGUACUCAUACCCAUACUUGCAACCCUCCUGGACCUGAUGAUUCUGCACACACUCACACAUGUUACCAUACACAUACCCAAGUCAUUCAACCUGAUGAGAAACUGGAUUUCCCAACUGAUAAUGAAAAGUCAAGGUUGAAAUCUAAGAGGCCUUCUGGAAAUAGAGAAGCUGUUAGGAAGUAUAGGGAGAAGAAGAAGGCGCACAGUGCUUUUUUGGAAGAGGAGGUUAGGAAACUGCGAUUGGUGAACCAGCAGUUGAUUAGGAAAGUUCAGAGGCAAACAAUUAUGGAAGCUGAAAUCUUGAGGCUCAAAGGGCUUUUACUUGAUCUUAGAGGGAAGAUUGAUGUUGAGUUAGGAAGCUCUGCCCCAUUUCAGAAGGAUUGUAAUUCUGGUUUGAAUUUGGGGUUGAGGUGUGAGAAUGAAUUGACUUGUUUGAGUUCUCAAGGAGUUUCAUCUGAAUCGCCUUUGGGCGAUUUUGGUGGAUGUAAUAAAACUGGAACUUCUUUGGACAAGAAUUGCCAGUCUGCUGCAGUGGCUGAUCAGUCUCAAGAGAAAGCAAAUUCUAGAGAAACUGGGAGAGUUGGUAAUAUUGACUCAGUGGAAAUCAUGGUUUCAUCAGCAUCUCAGGAAGAUGAAUGA
This is a messenger RNA of Oldenlandia corymbosa var. corymbosa, 780 nucleotides long. NCBI's taxonomy places the organism in Eukaryota, Viridiplantae, Streptophyta, Magnoliopsida, Gentianales, Rubiaceae. The record is from the annotation of a GenBank genome assembly.